AUGAGCUCUUCAUCAACCAUCCGCCUCGACGGCAAGGUCGCCCUCAUCACCGGUGCCGGCCGUGGCCUCGGUGCUGGUCUCGCCAAAACCCUGGCUGACCGUGGUGCUGCGGUCGUGAUCAACUACGCCAGCUCCGCCAAGCCAGCUCUGGCGACCGUGGCCGAGAUCGAGCAGAAGGGCGGCCGUGCCGUUGCCAUUCAAGCCAACGUGUCCAAGGUUCCCGAAGUGACCAAGCUCUUCGAGGAGGCAAUCAAGGCUUUUGGCAAGCUUGACAUUGUUAUCAACAAUGCCGGCAUGGAGGCCUUUUCCAAGCCCGAAGAUGUCACCGAGGAGCUGUACGACCAAGUCUUUGGCCUCAACACCCGUGCCCAAUUUUUUGUCGGUCAACAUGCCUUGAAGUACCUGAGCGAGGGAGGACGUAUUAUCUUCAUGUCUUCUAUCGCUGCCGGUCUGGGUGUUCCCAACCAUGCUUUGUAUGCCGGAUCCAAGUCCGCGGUUGAAGGGUUCGCCCGUUCUUUCGCGGCCGACGGUGGUCCCAAGCGUAUCACUGCCAACGCCAUUGCCCCAGGUGGCAUCAAGACCGACAUGUUCGCCCAAAACGCAUGGCACUACGCCCCUGGUGCCACCAAGGAUACUCCCCUGGAGCAGAUCGAGGCUGGCAUUGCCAAACUCAUUCCUCUUGGCCGAUGCGCCGUUCCUGAUGACAUUGCCAAGGUUGUCAUGUUUUUGUGCCACCCUGACAGCGAAUGGAUCAACGGCCAAGUCAUCCGUCUCACUGGUGGCAGCGCCAUUGCCUAA
Molecule: messenger RNA, 798 nt
Organism: Exophiala dermatitidis NIH/UT8656
Lineage: Eukaryota; Fungi; Ascomycota; Eurotiomycetes; Chaetothyriales; Herpotrichiellaceae
Product: 3-oxoacyl-[acyl-carrier protein] reductase
Exons: 3
Coding region: 1-798 (265 amino acids)
Molecular function (GO): oxidoreductase activity
Source: RefSeq, a predicted model, not a curated record